AACACAUGGUAGAAUCUAGAGUUUGUUUACGUUUACAACUCGCUGCAUGCAAUUUCAUUUCGGUUUUCGAUCUCGUUGUCUUUUGUAAUAUUCAGCGAUGGGGAAAAAUAAAACAAAACGAUUUGGCGCUAUGAAGCCCAAUCCUACUGGGAUAGUAAGUGAAAAAGAACUCGACUUGGAAGCUGAAUUAUCUGGAGAUCACGAUUCUGUACCGUCAUCCAUUUCCAACAUUGUGGAAAAAUUGCAGUCACCAGACACAGAAGAGAGGGCCUGUGGAUGUCAGCUGAUGGCCAGCAUUGUUUCACAGCCAAAAGCUAUUGGGUAUUUGCUCAAAGAAAAUGUUGUGAAAAUUACAGCACCAUUGUUUCUUGAUUCUUGUCUGGAAGUACAGAAAAAUGCUUUGGGUGCUUUAAGGAACAUGAGUGUGUACGGCCAUUCAGAUGUUUGUGAAGUGAUGAUUGAUAAUGAUAUACUCACACCACUAACAGCUCUUAUAAAAGAGUUUGGCAAUGGCUGGAUACCGCAGAAAGACACAGCCAAAAGUGACACAAGAACUGAUGUGUUGAUAGAAGCUAUGGAGCUGCUCUCUAAUUUAUGUGAAAGUCAUGGUGCUGCUGUCAAAUGGUUCAACAAGGAGAAGUUGGUUGUUGUGCUUUUACCUAUGCUGAAGCCAGAUGUUUUUGGAUACUCUUUAAGUAUUGCUGUUGCUCGUUGUUUACAUAUAGUCAGUGAAAACAACCCUGAGGUGUCUGUUGUUUGCCAGCAACAGGAAGUUGUCUCUCAGCUCUUACAGUUGAUUGCGGAGGUGCCUAGUGGCAUUGAUGCUGUUUUAUUAAAAACAUAUGCUAUAGGAAUUGUUAUGAACUUGUCUGAAGUGGAUUUAACUGCUUACUACAAAGGGAUAGUCACUACUAUAGUUGGAGUUCUGGAUUUAGACAGUUAUUCUGUCCUAGACACAGCCAUCAAGGGGAGUGAAGAUGCAGCUGAAAAUGCCUCGCAUGAGAGUGACGUGACGUGGCCUGAGGUAGACAAACUGUUAAGUGCCCAGGCUGUGAGCCUUGAGUUGCUGGCCAAUCUCUGCUGCUCAGGUGAUGAAUGGGAGGAUCAAGAAUGUUCAGGGUCAGGAGAGUCUUCUGACGACCAGGCAAUGGAGGCAGAAAGUAUGGAUGAUGUCGAUGAUGAUAGUACUGCAAAUGCACUUUGUCUUCCAAGCGAGAUAACUUCUGUUUUUGCUGAGAAUGAUAUUUUAACAAAGGUUUUACAGAAAGCAGCAGCCUUGUCUGUUGAACUGAUUGCCAAACUAGGAACUUCUUCUUGUGGUAGAAACACUUUAAAAAAAUUAAAAGACCUGCAAACUAGAGCGUUGUUGUGUUUUAGCAACAUUGUGGGAGCUUUGGAUGAGUCUUUAAUUUCUGAGUCAACCCUAACAACAAUUUGGGCUAGUCUGUACAGUUUAGUCAGUACAAAUGAAGGUUCUUCAGAUGGAGAUUUCUCAUGGGCAGUGACCAAUGCCAUGAGAGCAGUAAUACAGCGUUUAUCAGACAUUCAUUCUGCUAGUUUUUGCGAUAUGAAAGAGUCUGAUCUAGACUUUAUUGUGGGUCUGGCUAAAGAUGGAGACAACAGGGAGACCCAGAUCAAUGUGGUUAAAAUUAUUUCAACUAUUGGGUGUAUUUUAUCAGCUGAACCCAGCCCCAUACUGAAGAAAAUAGGGACUGUACUUCUGGAGGUGGCAUCAAACAAUGCAGACAUAGUUGUUGUAUCUGAGGCACUGGACUCACUCUUUGAUGUGUUCAAAGAGGAUAACACAAAUCAGAUUGCUAAGGACAUAGGACUUGUAGAUAAACUAAGAUCUAUGCAGCCUUCCUUCAGAACUAAAGUGUCAAGCCAACGAAAAAAGUUUGGAGAAAAUUAUGCAGUUGUCAUGACAGCCAAGGCGAAUCUUUCAGGAUUUAUAAAAUACAAACUCUCGCAUUCAUAACAAUUUUUACUAUUUGUUUUAACUAUUUAUAAACAGCUCUGUGAAUUAUAUUGUGGUCAAGUUAAAACAUUGUUUUAAAGAAAAAACACCAUUAGGUGUUACAAGUGAUAUAUAUACAAAUAUUUUUGUGAAUAAAAAUCAUCCACAGAAUUGGUCCAUAUUAGUUAACUGUCUUUUGCAAAAAGUAUAUAGAACUGUCAUACAAAAGUAUAAAACACAAUUUCCUGAGGUAUUAAAAUGUAAAUUUAUGUAAAUAAAUAAUGGCAUAUUCAAUUGACUUUCCUUUUUACUUGCUAUAAAAAAUACAUAAUCUAUAACAGGAACAAUUUUUGAGUUUUUAUACCAAGAAAUUGAAAGACCAUUGGCUUUAGGCAACUUGGCUUGUUUAAAAAGUUAGUAAUAUCAUUAACAGUGAGGUAUUUACUUUCAAAUUAAAGCUGUGCAUACAACAAUAAAUUUAGGAUCCCUGAGUUUUUACCAAAAAUAAUUUGAUAAUUUUUUUUACAUGUAAAUAA
This is a messenger RNA of Physella acuta, 2493 nucleotides long. Its product is annotated as HEAT repeat-containing protein 3-like. Gene Ontology annotation, biological process: protein import into nucleus; ribosomal large subunit biogenesis. NCBI's taxonomy places the organism in Eukaryota, Metazoa, Mollusca, Gastropoda, Physidae. The record is from RefSeq and is a predicted model, not a curated record.